AUGCAAAAUCAAAACAUUUUCACUACUCAAGGAUUCACUCCUUCUCCAACAACUGAUGAUUCAUCAUGGUUAACACCACCAAUGUCUUUAAAAGCCAAAUAUGAACUUGAAUAUGGUGUUAAAUUUCCAAAAUCACCAAAAUCACCAGAAUCAUCAGAAUCAUCCUACUAUUACAACAACUUAGACACAGAACCAAUUAAAGAUUCAUCAAAAGGUAUUAAUGCAACUUCAUCCAAUCUCAAUAAAAAUCAAUUACCAAAUGUUGAUGAUUAUAUCAGUAAAGAAUCCUUAAACAACUUUUUUAGAAAUUUAAUUAAACCAGUUCCAUUAGUUAUAAGAUAUGAAGAUUAUUCCACCUUAGAAGAUCAUGUCAAAGAAUUUGGUGAAAGUCUUAAAGCUAGUCAUAAUGAAGCUAAUUCAAAAAACAAUAAGGAUAAAGCUUGUAUAAAACCAGCUGCUUUAGAUAAUCAAUCAGUCAGUAUUAAUAAGUUAAGUGGACCAGAUUCAUUAGACUUAAAUAACGAUAAUGAUAAAAAUUGUCAAUCAAAUGCUUCUUUAGGAGUUGAUCUUAACGAUAAUUCAACUAGUGAUCAACAAUUUGUAUUAAAUGUAAAAAAUUUCCAAACAAUGGAUAAUUCAGACGUUUUUUCAAUUGAAAAUAUUGAACUCAUUCCUUCAAAAAAAGAUAGAAAACAAUCAACCAAAUCAAAUCAAGCUAUUUAUGCAUCUGAAAGUAAAGAAACUGAUGCAAAUGAAUCUCAAACUUUUUCUGAAUAUGAUUUGGAUUACUUAAAAAAUAAUGGAUUUAUUAAUGCAGAAGAUAAUGAUGAAGAUAAAAAUACUUCUGUAGUUAUUAACUCAAAAAUUGCCAAUGGAUUAGACUCUUGUUAUACAGCAGCUUCAAAUACUGAUAAGAUUUUAAAUACUGUUGAUAGUGUUGGUGAACAAUUGAAUUUAGGUACUAAUGAAUCAGACUCAAAUAAUACAUCAGCUUCAAUUAUUGAUACUAGUUUAAAAUCUAUUGAUAAAAAUGAUCUGAUUGCUGUUGUUAACUCAAAAAUUGCCAAUGGAUUAGACUCAAAUAAUACAGCAGCUUUAAAUACAGAUAAGAUUUUAAAUACUAUUGAUAGUGUUGGUGAACAAUUGAAUUUAGGUACUAAUGAAUCAAACUCAAGUAAUACAGCAGCUUCAAUUAUUGAUACUAGUUCAAGAUCUAUUGAUAAAAAUGAUCUUAAUGCUGUUGAUAAACAAAAAAAUCAAGUUGUCGAAAUUUCAAAACCUAAAGAAGUUGAUAUAGCUUCAAACAAUUGCAAUCAAAAAUUACCUAUCUCAAAUCCAUUAACACAAAAUUCUGGUAAAAAAAUUAGCAAUUCAUUCACUAAAAAACUCAAGAAGUUUUUCAAACCAAAUACAAAAUCUCCACCUCAACCUCAACCUCAACCUCAGGAAAUCGAACAAGUUAGAUUUAAUUUAAAACAUUCAAUUGUAAAAAUUUUUCAAAAAUGUAAACAAUGGAAAAUUAAAAAAAUCUAUUAA
Messenger RNA from Lodderomyces jiufengensis, 1536 nucleotides. RefSeq lists its product as uncharacterized. The record is from RefSeq and is a predicted model, not a curated record. The transcript has a single exon. Lineage: Eukaryota; Fungi; Ascomycota; Pichiomycetes; Serinales; Debaryomycetaceae. Bases 1 to 1536 code for a protein of 511 amino acids.